AUGGUUUAUGACGCAGACUCCUGCACGAAUACACGGAUUGAGGAUUGUUAUAUAGUGUUCGGGGAUGACUAUGUGGCUGUGAAGAGCGGUUGGGACGAGUAUGGUAUAGCUUAUGGAAUACCGACUAAGCAGCUGGUGGUUAGAAGACUCACUUGUAUUUCUCCAACCAGUGCUGUUAGUUCUACUGUUUGUGAAUACAAUGUUAGGGCAGGAGUAGAGGUGGCAGUAAUCGAUGCUGUUGUGAGUAGUAUUCGUGUGCCAUUGAGGAGGCUUUUUGGUGCUGAAGCAGCUGAAUUGGCUUCUAAGUACUAUAAAAAAGGAUUCAAAACCUUAAAGUUGAAAGUAGGAAAGAAUCUGAAUGCAGAUAUAGAAGUGCUUCCAGCCAUACGUGUUGCUCACCCUGACUGUCAGUUUAUUCUUGAUGCUAACGAAGUGUAUAACUCCGACGAAUCAGUGGAAGUUCUCGAGAAAUUACAUUGUUAA
Molecule: messenger RNA, 483 nt
Organism: Vicia villosa (hairy vetch)
Lineage: Eukaryota; Viridiplantae; Streptophyta; Magnoliopsida; Fabales; Fabaceae
Product: L-Ala-D/L-amino acid epimerase-like
Exons: 3
Coding region: 1-483 (160 amino acids)
Source: RefSeq, a predicted model, not a curated record